This is a messenger RNA of Spea bombifrons (plains spadefoot toad), 1671 nucleotides long. It is a transcript of the gene MOCS3, whose product is annotated as molybdenum cofactor synthesis 3. Bases 56 to 1435 code for a protein of 459 amino acids. The record is from RefSeq and is a predicted model, not a curated record. Gene Ontology annotation, molecular function: thiosulfate-cyanide sulfurtransferase activity; adenylyltransferase activity; URM1 activating enzyme activity. Gene Ontology annotation, biological process: protein urmylation; tRNA wobble position uridine thiolation. The transcript has 13 exons. Gene Ontology annotation, cellular component: cytoplasm; cytosol. Lineage: Eukaryota; Metazoa; Chordata; Amphibia; Anura; Pelobatidae.
GGUUGCACGAGCAAAUCGGAAAUUCAAAGUAAGGAAACGUUCCAUCUUGAACGGCAUGGCAUCUUCUGAUAUCAUCGCUUUGAGGGAAGAGAUCAAGACGAAGGAAGAAGAGAUUCAAAAUCUAAAGGAAAAACUUGCGGCAUUUGAGAAGGUAAAUGUCUCUUUAUUACCAGACUUACACAACAGCAGCAAAAAACUGCCUGAACUAACCAACAACAUUCUCAAAAAUUCAGACAUCUUGAGAUACAGCAGACAACUUAUUUUGCCAGAGUUUGGUAUUAAGGGUCAACUUAACCUAUCAAAUUCCUCUGUCCUGGUGAUAGGUUGUGGAGGCUUAGGAUGUCCAUUAGCACAGUACUUGGCUGCAUCUGGAAUAGGACGUUUGGGACUAGUGGAUUAUGAUAUUGUUGAAAUGAGCAACCUUCACAGACAAAUCCUGCAUUUUGAAAAAAGACAGGGAAUGCCAAAAUCUGUAUCUGUGGUGAAAACACUGAAGAAGUUGAACUCAGCUGUGGAAUAUGUCCCAUAUCACGUGAUGUUAAAUCCUGACAAUGUUUUAGAACUUAUUCAACAAUAUGAUGUGAUCGCAGAUUGCAGUGAUAACGUUCCCACUAGAUAUUUGGUCAACGACGCUUGUGUUGUAGCUGGAAAGCCACUGGUAUCUGCCAGUGCCCUUAGAUGGCAAGGCCAGCUCACAGUCUAUAACCAUCAGGGUGGUCCAUGUUAUCGGUGCUUAUUUCCUACUCCACCUCCACCAGAAACUGUUACAAACUGUGCAGAUGGUGGCGUUCUUGGUAUUGUGCCUGGAAUAAUUGGAUGCAUGCAAGCUUUAGAGGUACUCAAGAUAGCAGCUGGUAUGCCUUCCUCAUACAGUGGCACAAUGUUGCUGUAUGAUGCAUUGGACGGGCAAUUUCGCAAUAUCAAGAUUCGUGCUAAAAAACUUGAUUGUGGUGUUUGUGGUAUCAAUUCAGAGACCCUCAUUCUUGAAGACUAUGAGACAUUUUGUGGUUCAUCAAUUUCAGAUAAGUGUAGAAUGUUAAGCUUGUUGCCCAAUGAAGAAAGGUUAACAGUUCAGGACUAUAAGAAAUUUUUGGAUGAUGGUGUUCCUCAUGUUCUCAUUGACGUUCGACCACAGGUUGAAGUGGAUAUUUGUCAUUUGCCGCACUCUACUAAUAUAUCAUUGACCCACUUGGAACAGAAAAAUGAAUUAUGGAUACAUUACCUGAGCACUAAAUUGGCCGAAAUAAAGUGCAUUGAAAAUCAGACCGCCAAAACAGUGGUGGUGAUUUGCAAACAUGGAAACGAUUCUCAAAAGGCUGUGAAAGUAUUAAAAGAGUUGUCUGGAAAAGAAGUAGAUUUGAUUAUAGCAAAAGAUGUGCAGGGUGGAUUGAUGGCAUGGGCUAAAAAAAUUGAUCCCACUUUUCCUCAGUAUUGAGCAUCUAACAAAAAUACUAACACUAAUAUAAUGGUUAUGACAUUACAUGUGAUUGCAUAUACUUAAAGAAUUAAAUAUGUAUAAAUGUAUUUGUGAAUAGGUUCAUUAGUUACUGCAAACUCAUUUCUAUAAAAUAUAGGAUGUUAUGAUAGUAAGAGUCUGAAUUAGAAAUGUAUAAAUGUGAUUAGGAAAAAUAUGUACAUGUAAUAAAAGAGUGAAUUACAAAACAAAUAUAA